Messenger RNA from Cygnus olor (mute swan), 2253 nucleotides. RefSeq names its product vacuolar protein sorting 45 homolog (gene VPS45). Gene Ontology annotation, biological process: intracellular protein transport; vesicle-mediated transport. Lineage: Eukaryota; Metazoa; Chordata; Aves; Anseriformes; Anatidae. The record is from RefSeq and is a predicted model, not a curated record. Bases 81 to 1793 code for a protein of 570 amino acids. Gene Ontology annotation, cellular component: Golgi membrane. The transcript is spliced from 15 exons.
CGGGAGGCGGCGGAGCGGGGCCGGGCCGGGCCGGGCCGGGCCUGGCAGAGCCGAGCCGAGCCGAGCCGAGCCGGGCCGAGAUGAACGCGGUGCUGGCGGUGAAGCAGUACGUGGCGAAAAUGAUCGAGGACAGCGGGCCGGGCAUGAAGGUGCUGCUGAUGGACCGCGAGACGACCGGCGUGGUGAGCAUGGUGUACACGCAGUCGGAGAUCCUGCAGAAGGAGGUGUACCUCUUCGAGCGCAUCGACUCCUUCAACAGGGAGCCGAUGAAGCACCUGAAAGCCAUUUGCUUCCUGCGCCCCACCAAGGAGAAUGUGGAAUAUCUCAUUCAGGAGCUGCGGAGGCCGAAGUACAGCAUCUACUUCAUUUAUUUCAGCAACGUGAUCAGCAAGAGUGACAUCAAGUCCUUAGCUGAGGCUGAUGAGCAGGAAGUCGUGGCAGAAGUCCAGGAAUUCUACGGAGAUUACAUUGCUGUGAAUCCCCACGUUUUUUCUCUCAACCUCCUGGGCUGCUGCCAGGGCCGCACCUGGGAUCCAGCCCAGCUGGCCAGGACGACUCAAGGGCUGACUGCUCUGCUGCUGUCUCUGAAGAAAUGCCCCAUGAUUCGCUACCAGCUCUCAUCUGAGCCGGCAAAGAGGCUUGCCGAGUGCGUGAAGCAAGUGAUCACUAAGGAAUACGAGCUGUUCGACUUUCGGCGCACGGAGGUUCCUCCGCUGCUCCUCAUCCUGGACCGCUCCGACGAUGCCAUCACCCCGCUGCUCAACCAGUGGACGUACCAGGCCAUGGUUCACGAGCUGCUGGGGAUCAACAACAACCGCAUCGACCUCUCUCGCGUGCCGGGCAUAAGCAAGGAUCUCCGGGAGGUGGUCCUGUCCGCCGAGAACGACGAGUUCUACGCCAACAACAUGUACCUGAACUUCGCCGAGAUCGGCAGCAACAUCAAGAACCUCAUGGAGGAUUUCCAGAAGAGGAAACCCAAGGAGCAGCAGAAGCUGGAAUCCAUAGCGGAUAUGAAGGCGUUUGUGGAGAACUACCCGCAGUUCAAGAAGAUGUCCGGCACGGUGUCGAAGCACGUGACGGUGGUGGGCGAGCUCUCCCGCCUGGUGGCCGAGCGCAACCUGCUGGAGGUGUCGGAGGUGGAGCAGGAGCUGGCCUGCCAGAACGACCACUCCAGCGCCCUGCAGAACGUGCGGCGCCUGCUGCAGAACCCCAAGGUGACGGAGCUCGACGCCGUGCGACUCGUGAUGCUCUACGCCCUGCACUACGAGCGCCACAGCAGCAACAGCCUGCCGGGGCUGCUGGCGGACCUCAGGAACAGAGGGGUGCCAGACAAGUACCGAAAGCUGGUGUCUGCUGUUGUGGAGUACGGAGGGAAACGGGUCCGGGGCAGUGACCUGUUCAGUCCCAAGGACGCUGUGGCCAUCACCAAACAGUUCCUCAAAGGUCUGAAGGGUGUUGAGAAUGUGUAUACCCAGCACCAGCCUCUCCUGCAAGAAACACUAGACCAGCUCAUCAAAGGGAAACUCAAGGACAGCCAGUACCCCUACCUGGGGCCCAACACUCUCCGGGACAGGCCCCAGGACAUCAUCGUCUUCGUCAUCGGAGGGGCGACCUACGAAGAGGCGCUGACCGUCUACAACCUGAACCGCACCAACCCGGGGGUGCGCAUCGUCCUGGGGGGCACCACGAUCCACAACACCAAAAGCUUCCUCGAGGAGGUUACGGCUGCGGGGUUCCGUGGCCGAAGCACCGAGAGCUCUCAAGUGCUGCCGAGGCCAAGCAGCAGACGAUGAAUCUUGGAGGAAUUCCCAUCUCGCCCCUCCGUAGCUUCCACAAACCGGCCGAACCCUCCGGCUCCGGAGCAGCACUGGACGUUCCCACACCGUGCUGCUGCUUGCCAGGACCCUCCACGUGCACUAAAAGCACCCGAACGCUGCCGCUGGCAUCCGAGGUGAUGCACCGGGGCGUGCCCCAAGCUGCAGCCCCCUCGCUGCCCUCUCACUACCGCAGCUCUCGGGAGCUCUCCAAGUUGUGGCCCGCAGGAGAAGUCCCUGCAGCAGCCCGGAGGCCCUGCGCGGCGCUGGCCGGUGGCCGUGUGCUGCCUCGCUCUGUCGGUGCUGGGUGAGCCCCCCCAGUGCGCAUCCAACGGCCGCGAUUCCCACGUGCAUCUCUGGAAGGCGAUGGGCACUGCAGGACCUUUGCUCUGCUCAGUUGUCUGUAUAUUUUGAGCCCUAUUAAACGAUCCAUUUGACC